CUUUGUUGCUGGAAGCACAUUUUCCCUCUGGGUCCUUUCGCGUUCGCGGUGCAGUCACGGUUGUGCAACAGCAUGGGUUCGUUAGUGGUGAAAUGCAUGCUGCUGUGUGCAUUGAUGCAUGGAGCGGUGUGUGCCUGCAUGCUGAAGAAUCACACCAUAUGGAUUGAGAGGCAAGACUGUGGCCAGUGUGUGGCCAUCAACACUACCAUCUGCAGCGGCUACUGUUACACACAUGACACCAAUUUGAGGGGACGGCUCGGGAGGAGUUUCCUGAUCCAGCGCAGCUGUGUUCCUCUGUCCUUGGUGUACCGAGCCGCCCAUGUGCCAGGCUGCCCUCAGGAUGUCAGCCCUCAGCUGUUUUAUCCUGCGGCCAACCGCUGCAGCUGCAGGCGCUGCGACACGCGCACACAUCACUGUGUUCGCGACAGCCGGAUCCCUAAUGACCGGUGCACCGUGACCCUUGGCGAUGUGAAGAACCAGACGCCGCCCUCUGUGGGAACCUGCUAACCAAAUGCACAUGCACGCUAAUGCGACAGCAGGACUUUCUGCUGCAGGACUUUCUUCUGUCACUGUUGUGCAUCUCAGCUCCUCAUGUUGUUUUCUCUAGUUCGUUUGGCAAUGUAGGCUAUUGCUAUAAAACACUAUGUUGAACAUGUAUUUAACUUUAUUAGGAAAAUUGUGUAAAUUAAUCUAGGACAAUGAAUAUACAAGCAACAGAUGAGUGCACAAUACGUGUAUUUCCAUAUUAGGGUGUUUCUUCAACUACAGGCACUUUUUGGCCUUGUGAACUUGAGGGGAAGAAAGUGUUCAAAUCAAAACAGUUUAAUAUAACUAGUCUAGUUUGAUGAUCCAUAACAGAGCGCACUUACAUUAUAAGACAAAUUGGUGUUUUAUUACAUUUUCCGAUCUGCACUGAACAAAUGUCAUUUCCAUCACAUGUAAAUAUUUGAUUAUUUAAAAAUAUUAUGAUAUACAUAAUUGCUUAACAGUGUAAGAUCACUUUAACAGUUUUACCAUUUUAUACCUAUAUUGCAGUUAUCAUAGAUUUGUGGAUUAAGUAAAUUAAUUGUAAUGAGGCCCAAACAAAGUUUACAUCCACCACCACCUGAAAUAUAAUAUUGGGUUGGUUGGAUAAGUUUCAGAAAAAUGACUACUUGUGUUAUUACAUUAAGUGGAACAUUAUCCCAUAAACUAUGCAGAAGUUUUUAAUGAGUGAUUAGAAUUUUGUAAAUAUUUGAAAAAAAAAGUUGAGGUGGUGGAAAUGACUGGGUGUUGUAGAAAUGACAAUGAAUGGACGUCCAUGUAGAAAACCAGAAGACAUUUAUUUGAAACGUUCUGAAGCAGACAAUUCCAUUUAACAAAUCAUUAGUCAUUAGUCUGUUUGGUUCCAUAACCAGAUGAACGGUUAGUCUUACUGUAAACAACUUUAACCACAUCACAUGAAAAAAUUUAAGUUCCGCAUAAAUGCAAAUUGUAAAAUUGUAACAUUCCAAUUGGUUAGAUGAACACUGUUUUGAAUUUUGGAAUACUUAAAACACCUAAACUUUAGUCAUGUCAAUGCAUUGUAACAUGAACUAUAAAGCAUCUAGAGCAUGCACACGCUGUGUGUGAGUGAGUUUGGUGUUGUAAAAUUCUAAUCAGUCUCUUAGAUGAACACUGUUCUGAAGAAAACAUUUAAAAGACACCUUAAACUAUAUAUCAAUUAUUAUAUAACAUGAACUGUAAAGCAUCAAGGGCUGUGCGUGCAUGAGAGAGAGAGAGAGAGAUUGAGAGAGAAGUAAGCAUGUAGGUUUGACCAGAGGGCAAUUAUGGUGACCAGACGGUAUGUGUGUGAGAGAUAAUGUGCAUGAAAGUGAGGUAGUGUGUGUGAGAGAGAGAGAGAGAGAGAGGGUGGCAAUGUGAUUCAAGGCCAAAUCUUGCAGAUUUCUUUCCAAACUUCCGUCUUAAUCUCCUUGUGCCGUUUUGUCACUGGUACGGGCUCAGGGAUGAGGCCUAUUAUAUCCAUCGGUUGGUACCAGAUGACAUCAUCUCUCAGUGGCCAAUAAAAGCGAUUGAUCCCAA
Molecule: messenger RNA, 2061 nt
Organism: Perca flavescens (yellow perch)
Lineage: Eukaryota; Metazoa; Chordata; Actinopteri; Perciformes; Percidae
Product: follitropin subunit beta
Exons: 3
Coding region: 73-507 (144 amino acids)
Biological process (GO): G protein-coupled receptor signaling pathway
Cellular component (GO): extracellular region; cytoplasm
Molecular function (GO): hormone activity
Source: RefSeq, a predicted model, not a curated record